Messenger RNA from Gossypium raimondii (Peruvian cotton), 5046 nucleotides. RefSeq lists its product as uncharacterized. The transcript has 11 exons. Gene Ontology annotation, molecular function: protein binding. The coding region runs from base 160 to 4374 and encodes 1404 amino acids. The record is from RefSeq and is a predicted model, not a curated record. Lineage: Eukaryota; Viridiplantae; Streptophyta; Magnoliopsida; Malvales; Malvaceae.
UCAUCACUCAUUUCACUUUCACACUCUCCUUGUCCUCCCCUUCCUUUUUAUUUAUUUUUCCUUCCUUUUUACUUCAAAACUAAGUAAAACCCUUCCCCAAAAAUUUUAAACCAAAACCCUAAGUAUCUCUCAAAUUUACUAUUCCAAUCUCGCUUUUAAAUGUCACCGGCCGCCGUCGAAUUUCGAUCACAGGAUGCCUUCUCUACCAAUGCUAAACCCUCUUCCACUCCACAAAACCCUGAGCCCGCACCCCACAAUUUCACUGCAUUUCCUCACUCCAACCAUUCCCAAAAGAAUCUCGGAAAUGCGGGGGAGUUCGAUUGCGGCUUCGGUUUUGAUUCCAGUAGCGGCUUUCAUUCCAAGUCCGCCGCUCGGCUAAGGCCGAGGUUGCUCAAGGUGAGGAAGCAGUUCAAUGGGAAGGUGAGAACUGGGGAGUGCGAGGUCGAGUCCGGUUUCAACCCAUUUAAGCAGUCUGGUCAAGGAUCGCGUCCGGUAGGCACUAUUGGUAAUCCAUCAUCGUCUGAGAGUAUGAAUAGAGUGAACGAUGAUAAUAGCAAUAAUAAUAUUAGCGAUAAUAAUAAUUCAAGUUUUGUAUUUGGUGCUAAUAAUGGAAGUGAUAGAGAAUCUAGUGGACAUGCUGAGGUUGAGAAUAGAAAUGAGGAGCCUUUGGGCAAGUUUGAGAAUGUAGGUUUUGUAUUUGGAGCAGAUUUGCGCGGUGGCAUGGAGAAACUGGGUUCUGAAAAGUGUGAGCAGUUUGGUUUUGUUUUUGGCGCUAAUGGGAGUGAUGGACGGGUGAAGUUGAAUCCAGAAAAGGGAGAAUCCAGUGAUUCUUCCCUGAGUUUGGAUGGCUGCGAGGGGAAGAUAAAAUUAGAGACUGGUUUGCAGGGCAGUAACAAUAGUAAUUUAGAUUUCACUUUUGGUUCGAGCAAGAGUAAUUUAGCUUCCAAUUUGGAUUUGGAGAAGCCAGACUUUGGUGAGACUCUCAAAGUUCCCGAUUUCUGUGCUGCUGGUUUUGUGUUUGGUUCUAGUCAGAGUGAUUUGAAGCCGAUUUUCAGUUCUCAUAAGAUUGAACCUACUAAUGUUGUGGGGGAACCGAGUUCUACUUUUGGUGCUAGUAACCUCAAUUCAUCCUCAUUUAUUUUGGAAAGGAGAUCUGGUGAAAACUUAGGACAACCAAUUUGUAGUGAUUUUGGGAAGAUGAAUAUGGAGGGUGAAACAAGGUCACAAAAAAUGGAACCCUCUGCAGUUAAUUUCAAUGCUAAUGGAAUUGAAACCUGGACUGGGAAUGGUGCUAAUAGUUUCUUUGUGUUUGGUGCUACAAGCUAUAAAAGCUCCUCUAAUGAAUGCAAAGAUGGAAUCAAUUCAAGCAGUGAAAAAUUUGGAGUUUCUGCUAGAAAUGUUCAGCACAAGGACGCUUUUGAAAGUGGCAAUUGUUUUGGUAGUUCUUCUUGGGCAAACUCAGUAUUUAUACUGGAACAUGAUCUAGAGAAACUAAAUAUCAGUUCUUCUAAAAAUAUUGGUGGUACUAAUUCAACUAAGGAUUCAGAUACAGAAGCGAAUCCUGAGGCAACAUUUCUCUUUGGUAAUGUGAAUGGUGCUGCUUCUUGUAAUAAAAAUAAUGUUGGAAUCUCUGAUUCCGAGCCAUUUACAUUUCAGGCUGGUAUUGAUAAGACUUCUGACAUUGGAAAUUCUUUUCAAGGUCAUGUUAAAGAUGAUUUAGAGCUGAACGGGACUGAUGCAUGGUCAUCGCUCAAUCUAAACUCACAAGUAAAUACUGGUGUAAUUAAUGCAGCAUCGGUCGGUACUGAAAGGAAUGAUGAAAAUUGCUCAAUUGGCACUCUAGAUCAAUCAGAAAUUUCAUCCAGUGAUUUUAGAACACCCAAAUGGAACCCUUCUUCCUUUAAAGAGAAUUUAUUCCCUGAGGUGGAUAGGAAAUUGGAAUUUGGUGUAAAAGUCAGCUUAACCAAGGAGAAAAGAUCAAAGAAAAUGAGAGGAAAGUCAAGGAAAUCUUCCCUGCAUAAGCAUUGGUCCCAGCAAUAUAAUGUGCCACAGGAAAGCAGUCCUCAAGAAAAUCAAGACUCCUCUCAAUGUUAUUCACCCAUGGAUUUUUCUCCUUAUCGGGAAAUUGCAGAAGUUGAUCAAUUACCAAAGGAAAGUGCUCAAGAUGAAGGUGAUCAGAAAUGCAGUAAGCCAAACGAAGAGAAUUUUGGGUAUGAUCAUCAGAGAACUUUUUUUGGUGAUGGUCCUUCAAGAGAACCAGUUUGUGAAUCUGAAACUGCUCCCACUGCUUUCAAAUCUGACUGUUUCUCUAGUAGCAGUGCUGCUGGUAUUGCUGGAGCAGAAGGCCUAAACGGGACCCAAGAAAACAAACAGAGAACAGAGUCUUGUUUUAGUUCAGGCAUGGAAGAUGAGAGAAAAUUUACUUUUUCUGCAACCUCAACUUCUGGGCAAGGUAGUUUGUCAUUAAGAAAGCGCCAGCUUCGAAAUAAAAGUAAGGUCAAAAUUGGUAAUGCUUCAUUUAUCAUAACUCCAGUCCUGGAUGUUCAAGGAGGGUCUUCCUCUGUCCAAUUUUCACCUUGUGAUCCUGUAGAAUGUGAACAAAAAGAUAAAUUUACACAUCAUAGCAAAGAGGAGAAUGAUCAGUUCAAACAAAGGUCUAACUCCUUUACUGCCGCAGUCCAUGAAGCCUGUGAGAUGUGGCGACUCAGGGGAAAUCAAGCUUAUAGAAAUGAGAAUUUGUCUAAAGCAGAGGAAUUUUACACUCAGGGAAUCAACUCUGUCACCACAAAUGAGACUUCAGGGUGCUCUGUCAAGCCUCUUGUUCUUUGCUAUAGCAACCGUGCAGCCACUCGUAUAUCUCUUGGAAGGAUAAGGGAAGCUCUGGCAGACUGUCUGAUGGCUGCUGCUUUUGAUCCAAAUUUUCUGAAAGUUAAUGUUAGAGCUGGCAAUUGUUACCUUCUGCUGGGGGAAACUGACAAUGCCAUUCGAUAUUUCAAUAAGUGCUUCAGUUCAGGAGCUGAUGUGUGCUUGGAUCGCCGAAUUAGGGUAGAUGCUGCAGAUGGCCUCCAAAAAGCUCAGAGAGUGGAUGAACUUACAAAACAUUCUGCAAUGCUUUUGGAAGAAAAGUCAUCCAAUGCAGCAUCUAGUGCAUUUGAUGCAAUUUCUGAGGCCUUGUCUAUUAGUUCACGUUCUGAAAAAUUGCUUGAAAUGAAGGCAGAGGCCCUUUAUAUGCUUAAGAGAUAUGAAGAAGCAAUUCAGUUGUGCGAGCAACCUCUUUAUGUUGCACAAAAUAGUUCUUCUGAAGCAGAGAUAGACAAACAAAUAACAAGCACAGAUGGUUGUGGGUGUUAUUCUAUUGCAAUGCUGUGGAGGUGGAACUUGAUGUCCAAGUCAUACUUCUAUAUGGGCAAGCUUGAAAAGGCACUUGAAUUACUUCAGAAGCUUGAGCAUGUGGGAUCUUGGAAGGACAAGCAUGGGAGCAAAAUUUUAGAAAUGUCAGUUUCAUUGGCUGUUACCAUUCGAGAACUUUUGCGCCUUAAGACUGCAGGGAAUGAAGCAGUUUGUUCUGGUAGGUAUACAGAAGCUGUAGAACACUACACACUUGCUUUGUCAAGCAAUGUUGAAUCACGGCCUUUUGCAGCAAUAUGCUUUUGUAAUCGUGCUGCUGCACACCAAGCUUUGGGUCAAAUUGCUGAUGCAAUUGCAGAUUGCAGUCUAGCAAUGGCCCUUAAUGAAAAUUAUACCAAGGCAGUUUCCAGGAGAGCAACAUUACAUGAGAUGAUCAGAGACUAUGGACAAGCAUCUAGCGAUCUUCAAAGACUUAUCUCAAUUCUUGAAAAGCAAUGUGAUAAAACAUCUCACCAGUCUGGCACUAAGGAUAAAUCUACUGGAAACUUAAAAGAGUUAAGGCAAGCUCAGCGGCGGUUAUCAUCCAUGCAAGAAGAAGCUAAAAGAGAAAUCCCUUUAAAUUUAUACCUCAUUUUGGGAGUUAAACCAUCGGACUCCACAUCUGAUGUUAAGAAGGCAUACCGCAAAGCAGCUCUUAGGCAUCACCCAGACAAGGCUGGUCAAUUCUUGGCAAGGAGUGAAACUGGAGAUGAGGGGCAACUCUGGAAGGAAAUUGCUGAGGAAAUUCACAAGGACGCUGACAGGCUGUUUAAAAUGAUUGGAGAGGCAUAUGCAGUACUAUCAGAUACUGAGAAGCGGUCGGAGUAUGAUCUUGAAGAGGAGAUCAGAAAAGCUCCAAACAAAAGCAAAAGCAAUGCUUAUGAAAGAGCAAGAGAUGACUAUGGCUAUCAUUAUGAGAGGAGUUCAAGCAGACGAUACUGGCGGGGGAAUUGGAAUGAUUAUAGGAAUUCACAUUCUCGAUGGUAGGAGAGUCAGAGAAGGAUUAUGCUCAUUUAACAGAUUGCAGUUUCUAAUUAAUAACACAAGUUCUGAAUGGAACAGUGAGAAGUGAGUGCCAUUGGUAUGAUCAGAGGUAAAUAAACACAGUUUUAGAAUGGAUACGUUGCAAAAGUGUUGCAACAGUUGUUGGUCUCCAAGAUUUAUCCAUUGUAUGCAUAUGCUGCAACAAUCGUAAGCCAAGACUAGCAAGGAGAACUAGAUUUUUGAAUCGUGAUAUGUUGCAACUGUCACAAUACUCUGCUGAAGGGCAAGUGCAGCUCUGCUCUAGCAAACAAAUAAUUGGGUUGGGUUGGGUUGGGUGGUUUGGAAUUUUGAAACACAAAAGUGAGUGUAAAAAGUGUGACGAUGAUUGGAUUUAGUAAUUAAGAAAAAUAGAAGAUAUUGUGGAUUGGUGUUUUAUGAUGGCUCUGGGUCAGUCUCUUUUCCACAAAAGGCAAUAAUAGAACAAGGAUUUUUGUGACAGGAAUGCUGGGGUAUGAAACAGAGUUGAUGAUUUAGUCUCGCAAAUUGGAUGUUUUAGGUCUUCAGUGGACCCACUGUUGCUUUUAUGUUUGGUACUGCUUUGUUUUACCCCAGCAGUGUCAUCACUGAUGUAAUUAUGUUUUUGGGAAAUUUCAAAUGGAUGAUUUUUUCAUACAA